Messenger RNA from Schistocerca nitens (vagrant locust), 2793 nucleotides. RefSeq names its product proline dehydrogenase 1, mitochondrial-like. Gene Ontology annotation, cellular component: mitochondrion. Gene Ontology annotation, molecular function: proline dehydrogenase activity; FAD binding. The record is from RefSeq and is a predicted model, not a curated record. NCBI's taxonomy places the organism in Eukaryota, Metazoa, Arthropoda, Insecta, Orthoptera, Acrididae. Bases 157 to 2151 code for a protein of 664 amino acids. The transcript is spliced from 13 exons.
GCCAGUGGAUGAAGUCAAUAGAAGUGUGUGGGUCGCGCCGAGGAGUGAGAUAAAGUGUGAUUCAGGCGCGCGCCCGGAAGGUUUAAACGUAAACAAAUAUCGCCCGCUAGCUAAGGCUGUUAAAGGCAUAGCUCUCAUAUAGUAUUAUCUCGAGGGAUGGCUUUUCUGAGAUCUGUAAUACUAUGUAGCUUGUCGCGAAAGUUACGGAAAACGCUCCACAACGGCAAUGGUAAUUCCUCGUUAGUUCGGUUGUCUACACCAGCACAUUCACUUGAAACACCAAAAUUCAAAUCGACGCACGCUGCGAGUGCAAUUGGUUUCGACACCGAUGUCCAGAAAUCAGAAAGCCAAUAUCCGAAAGAUCCAUUGGACCUCGCUUUUGAAGAUCCAGAGGCAUCGUUCAAGAGUAAAACCACAUGGGAAGUGCUACGAGCAUAUAUUGUCUACACGUUAUGUACUUCGGAAUACCUGGUCGAAAAUAAUAUGAAGCUAAUGAAGAUGGCGAAGAGCGUUCUGGGCGAGCGCCUGUUCCGCGCGCUCAUGAAGGGCACCUUCUACGGCCACUUCGUCGCCGGCGAGGACCAGAUCCGCAUCCGGCCCACGCUGGAGCGGCUGCGCUCCUUCGGCGUCAAGCCCAUCCUGGACUACUCGGUGGAGGAGGACAUCAGCCAGGAGGAGGCUGAGCGCCGCGAAGUCGAGGGGAGCGUAUCUGAAGCAGGAGAUGACAAAUCACAAGGGAACCUGGCAGCUAUCUUCAGGCGAGCAGGCAAUAGCGUUCAGCAGGCCCCCAUCUGUGCGAGGCUAUUACAUUCAGACCCUGCUGCUUACGAAUACGAUUCAGCAAAAAGAACGAUGCCUCAGUAUCACGUAUCGAAGAACUUUGCCGACCGGCGCUACAAAGUUCAGAGUGCUCGCACGUACUUCUACCUCAAUGAAGCCCAGUGUGAACGCAACAUGGAAACAUUCCAGGAUUGUUUGGAGGCUGUCUCAGGUGCAACGUAUGGGACAGGGUUUUGUGCUAUCAAACUUACAGCACUUGGAAGACCACAGCUCUUGUUGCAGUUGUCGGAAGUGAUAAUGCGAACACGACAAUAUUUGACAGACGUUGUUGGUGGUACGGGUAGUGUUAUCUCCCACCAUGUCGGACCCGAAGUUCUCGAGAAGAAGUUCGAGCAGGCUUGUCUGCUGAGUGAAGCGCCAGUCAAAAAGUUCCUCGACAAGAUCACGUAUGACCAGGAGGGGAUGAUCCAUCUGUUCCCUUGGAGUGGCAUCAUAGAUGAAAAUCAGCAGCUGAGUGAGACCUUCAGAGUGCCAGAUCUCAAAACAGGGCGAAUGGUUCGGCUCAUCACACAGCUUACCUCAAAAGAAGAAGAAAUGUUUAGAAACAUGAUUCGUCGUGUAAACACUCUUGCAAAGAUGGCACAAGAUCUGGAUGUACGUAUAAUGAUUGAUGCUGAGCAGACUUACUUUCAACCUGCAAUUUCUCGUAUCACAGUAGAAUUCAUGCGAAAAUAUAACAAGAAAAAGGCUGUUGUAUUUAACACAUAUCAGUGCUACCUGAAGGACACAUAUAAUGAGUGUACCACAGAUCUGGAACAAGCAAAGAGGCAGAAUUUCUACUUUGGAGCAAAGCUUGUGCGUGGAGCUUACCUGGAACAGGAACGCGCUAGAGCUGCAGCCCUCGGGUAUCCCGAUCCAACAAAUCCUUCAUUUGAGGCGACGACUGAGAUGUACCACCGUACACUGACUGAGUGCCUUCGUAGGAUAAAGGAUCUGAAGGAUGCAGGAGAGGAGAGGAAGAUUGGUAUAAUGGUUGCCAGUCACAAUGAAGAUACUGUUCGUUUCGCUAUUGAAAAAAUGAAGGAGAUUGGCAUCUCACCAGAAGACAAAGUAAUUUGCUUUGGACAACUACUGGGAAUGUGUGACUACAUUACAUUCCCUCUAGGCCAGUCAGGGUAUUCAGCGUACAAGUACAUCCCGUACGGUCCAAUUGAGGAGGUGCUGCCGUACUUGUCGAGAAGAGCUCAAGAAAAUAAGGGUGUUCUAAAAAAAAUUAAUAAGGAAAAGAAGCUGCUAUUGCAGGAGCUCGGUCGUCGUAUUGUGAGAGGAAAGAUCUUCUACAAGCCUCAGGGACAUUAUCUUCCUGUCUGAACUGCCUUAAUUUUGCAUCGAGACUUCCGUCGCUGUAGAGUUUUGGCUGAAGCAUCUUCAUCUUAGAGAGAGAUUCUUCCGAGCUGCUCCUUUCUUAUUUUCUCUGGUUUCUGCCCUGCAGAAUUCCUCAGCAGAUGAUGUGUACCAGAUGUAAACUUUAUUUCAGCUGGAACUUAAUGGUGCAGCUAAGACUUGGAAAUACUGUGGGUAGUAGACAACAAUAUUCUCUUCCUCUCAGCAGUGCUGAGAUUGGUUUCAGAAAGUUGGUGUGACAGCCCAUUGCACUGGCUAAUUUACUGGAUUUUUUUAGACAAAAUGUGAAGACUGUUUUGAAAGUGUGACUUCUUCAUGCAGACACUGGAGAAAGAAAAUGUUUUUAAAGUGCUUUUUCAGACUGGAUGUGAUUUGUUUUUGGUAGCAAGUGUGUGUGUGUGUGUGUGUGUGUGUGUGUGUUUGUAAUUAGCCUUUUGCUUGAACAUUGUUGUUAUGAUGUAAAUAUAUACAUAUAUAGUUGUCCACACUGUAGUAAAUGUAAAUAUAAAUUAAUGUGAACAUUUUAUCUGUAGUUUAUAUAUGUUUGUGUGUGUGUGUGUUUAUUUUUCUUUUAUCAUGUAACUGUAGGCAUUAAAAAACUACACAGAA